AUGUUCGAAAUUAAAGUUUCACCAUUAACUAAAAUCAUAUCAUUAUCAGGGUUUCUGUCCAUGGGAUUUCUGUUAGUCAUUUUAAGUUGUGCCUUAUUCCAUAAUUACUAUCCAUUACUCGAUAUACUAUUCUUUUUACUAGCACCAUUGCCAAAUGCACUCUCGAAGAGUAGGUACGGUUCAGCAGACUUCAUGUCCGACUCAUCCUCACAAAAUGGUAAUGAUUUCUCCCACUUCCUAACUGGUAUGUUUGUCACCUCAGGGAUUGUUUUGCCUCUGGUCUUACAACAUUGUCAAUUAAUAGCUGCGGAAAGUUGUGUAAUGAGUAUAAUGGGGGGUUCCAUCAUCUACUGUUCUAUAAUAACAUUUUCGUGGUUCUUUCAAUCUAGUUUUGAUGGUGAAGAUGAUCAAUUAUUCACUUGA
Molecule: messenger RNA, 423 nt
Organism: Tetrapisispora phaffii CBS 4417
Lineage: Eukaryota; Fungi; Ascomycota; Saccharomycetes; Saccharomycetales; Saccharomycetaceae
Gene: VPS55
Product: Vps55p
Exons: 1
Coding region: 1-423 (140 amino acids)
Biological process (GO): late endosome to vacuole transport via multivesicular body sorting pathway
Cellular component (GO): endosome; Vps55/Vps68 complex
Source: RefSeq, a predicted model, not a curated record